Entamoeba dispar SAW760 is the source of this 723-nucleotide messenger RNA. RefSeq lists its product as uncharacterized. The record is from RefSeq and is a predicted model, not a curated record. The annotation marks the transcript as partial. Lineage: Eukaryota; Evosea; Mastigamoebida; Endamoebidae. The transcript has a single exon.
AUGAAAUGUUUAAAAUGUGAUGAUAAAUGUGAAACAUGUUAUGGAACAUCUACAUAUUGUAUGAGUUGUUCUAAUGAUAAAUAUUUAAGAAAUGAUAAAACAUGUCAAUCAAAUGAAGAAUUAAAUGGAACAUGUUUACGAAUAUUAGCAGAUGGAAGUGGAUGUGGAAUAUGUAAUAAAGGAUAUUAUAGAAAUGGGAAAGGAUGUUCAAAAUGUGAAAAAGAAUGUUUAACAUGUAAUCAAAAAGAUAAAUGUAUAAUAUGUGGAGAAGGAUAUUUUAUGAGUUCAACAGGAAUAUGUAAAUCAACAACAACAAUUAAAGGAUGUAAAGGAGAAAUAGAUAAAGAAUAUGGAUGUAGAGAAUGUUUAACAGGAUAUUAUUUAAUAAAUAAAGAAUGUUCAAAAUGUGGAAAUAAAUGUAUAACAUGUUUAAAUGAGAAAGAAUGUAAUAAAUGUGAAGAAGAAUAUAUAAUAAUAAAUAAAGAAUGUAUUCAUUAUUCAAAUAUUAAUAAAUGUAAAGAAACAAAAAAUAAUAAAUGUUCAAAAUGUUCAUUUUGGUAUGGAAUCAAUGAAGAAGGAACAAAAUGUAAUAAAGAAAUUGUAUGGUGGAUGAUAAUGAUAAUUAUCAUCAUUAUACUUAUUAUCAUCAUUAUAAUAAUUAUAAUUAUAAUAAUAAUGAUUAAUUACAUUAUAAAACGCAAAGAAAAGAAAGAACAAGAGAAA